UGCCUUAAUCCACUGAUCAAGGCCAGGGAUCGAACCUGCAUCCUCAUGGAUAUUACCUGGGUUCUUAACCCACUGAGCCACAACAGGAACUGCUAAAAAUAAUUUUUAAAAGGAACCCAAAGUAUGUACCGUUAGGUAGACAUAUAUGAACUAAGGGAUAAACACAGGAACUGAGCCACAUAGAAACAUGCCUGCCUCCCCUCCCAGGAAUGCUUCCCUGACCCAGAUAAAGUCCUGUUCUCCCCCUUAACAAAUCCAGAGAUAAAGGCCCUGCCACCUUGGCUACCCCACAGCUCAUUUCCCUCCCACCGUCUCGCUCUGCUUACUCACACACCCCUGCCCCUCACCCCAGGGAUGGGCCUUCUUAGAGUACCUGGUGCUCUGGUGUCUGCCCCUGCCCCUGGGGUGGGAUGGAGUGGCCCAGCCUUUUUGCUCUCGGCCCACGGCUCUCCCCUGCCUGUCCUGAGCCCAUCACUUCCAGGUGCCCCAGCCCUAGCUUCACUCGCUUUACUCCCAGGGCCCAGCUUGAUGCAGGGAGCCUCCAACCACACCCCCCUCUCGCCUCCUCUGUGCAUAUGUUGAGCCUCGUGUGAAGCUCUAUGGGCAUAGAGAAACCCGGGUCUGGUCUGAACAGGAUCACAGGCCAGCUAGAGCAAGUGCAGUCAGUACUAAGCAAGGUCUCCUGCUGUCCCCGUCAUCCUCAUUGGAACUUGUCCCUCCAUAGAAAGGUGGUGCCUCAGGCUGGCACCAUACACCCUUGUGACCACUUCUGCCUGGCCUCCCUUCCUCACCAGCUGCCAUCUGCUGACUCCUCUCCAGCACGAAGCCUCCCCACCCAUGCUCCUGAGGACUCUGGGACUAAGGCCCUUGUUGGGGGCAGAGAACAGAAGCUUGCCUGCCCUGUCUGCCUCCAGAGCUUGAAGUCCCUUACCCCCAUCCUCUCAAAAAGCUUUCUCACUAACCAUUUAAUACUCGACUCCUGAGGAGGCGGGGAAGACUGGGGUCUGGCCGCAGAUCAAGAGCUUCCCUGGAGUUAGGGCUGUUGGGAACACAGCCAUCUGAAGAGCAUUUUUCACUGGGACUCUGGAAGGUCAGGGUUUGGAGGAAACUUGCGAGGAGCCUGGUGGGGAUGGGGCAGGUGGUGCCGGGGUGGGGCAGAGCAGGCGGGGGGGAAGGAGUAUGUGCUAAGGGCCUGCUAUUUCCCUGGACGGGCGAGUCCCAACAGCAGGCAGACAGGUGAGGCUGACCCGACAGGUUCCAGAGGCCAGGGGCAAUGGGGCGGAGCAUGGCUCUGACUUAGGGUAACAACAGGCUGCGGGCCCUGCCACACACACAGCAGGCCGGCAGGAGGCUGUUCUGCUGGAAUCUUCCUGCUGCCGGCAGCCCAGGGUGCAAGACCAUGGAGCCUGCUGGAGGGUGAGGGGAGCCGGUGGGCAGACAUAUUCAGAGGCCCAGGGCCUGGGGGUCUGGGUGCUGAGGGCAUGGCGGGGCCCCUGCGGGGCCGAGUGGAGGAGCUGAAGCGGCCCUGGUGGCGGGAGAGCUCACCCCUGGUGCUGCAGCACAGUGAGGCGGCCCGGCUGGCGGCCGACGCCCUCCUGGAACGGGGCGAAGCUGCCUACCUGCGGGUCAUCUCCGAGGAGCGGGAGCUGCCCUUCCUGAGUGCUCUGGACAUGGACUACAUGACCAGCCAUGUGCGUGGGGGCCCAGAGCUCAGCGAGGCCCAGGGACCAGAGGCCUCGGGGCCUGACCGCCUCAGCCUGCUCUCCGAAGUCACCUCGGGCACUUACUUCCCCAUGGCGUCCGACACAGACCCCCCAGACCUGGACUUGGGCUGGCCAGAGGUUCCACAGGCCACAGGCUUUAGCCCCACCCAGGCUGUGGUCCACUUCCAGCGGGACAAGGCCAAGAGCAUCAAGGACCUUCUGCGUUUCCUCUUCAGCCAGGCCCGCACGGUGAUAGCUGUGGUGAUGGACAUAUUCACCGAUAUGGAACUUCUCUGUGACCUCAUGGAGGCCUCAAGCCGGCGUGGUGUCCCCGUCUACCUGCUCCUGGCUCAGGAGCACCUGAGGCACUUCCUGGAGAUGUGCUACAAGAUGGACCUCAAUGGAGGGCACCUGCCGAACAUGCGUGUGCGGAGCACGUGUGGGGACACAUACUGCAGCAAGGCAGGCCGCCGCUUCACGGGACAGACCCUGGAGAAGUUCAUCAUCAUUGACUGUGAGCAGGUGGUGGCGGGCAGCUACAGCUUCACCUGGCUUUGCAGUCAGGCCCACACUAGCAUGGUGCUACAGCUGAGGGGCCGCAUCGUGGAAGACUUUGACCGGGAGUUCCGCUGUCUUUAUGCCGAGUCAAGGCCCGUGGAGGGCUUCUGUGGAGGCGAAGAUGCCCUCUCUCCCAGGGCACCGUGCCCUCGCCCAGUGGCCCUGGCCUUCAGGCCUGGCAUUCCCAGCACAUCCUCGUCGCCCUCCAGCACCAGCCUCAGUAGCAUCAAGCGCUCCCCUCACGUAGGCCACUCCUCCUUUCUCGCUCUGCCAGGAGGCGGUGGCAGCAGUGACACGGGUAUGGGAUCCUCAUCCCUGGGCUCUGCCCACUGUGAGGCCAAUGGCCAGCCAGCCCUGCAACGCCAGCUGUCAGACGCUAACCAUGGCCCCCUCCUAGGGCCCUACAGGGCCAACCUGGGCAAGCUGGGGGCGUUCCCAUGGUCCCAGUCCUCCCCUGCCCUCAACCACGAUAGCACUAGCCCCGUGAAUCUGGCAGGGGGGUCACCUCUGCUUGUUCGCCCUCGUCCCCUCCUCCUGUUUCCCCGGGCUGUCCCACCUCUGUCCCGACUCCCAGAGAACGGGGUCCCAGGUAGCCAGGAACCUAGCCCCCCACGAGGCCGCUGGGUACCAGGCUCAGCCCUGGAGGCAGUAGAGGAGAAUAAGGUGUCUCUGAGUCAGAGCCAUGGCCGGCUGGAUCUUCUCGUCCCCUUCUCCAGAGGACGAGAGGCAGGAGGCCCUGAUUCUGGGGCGACCCCCAACUCAGGUUACCUGUGUCCUGGUGAGCAGGUCCUAGAGGACAGGCGGUUGGCCCCAAAUCAGAGAUACAACCAGCUGGAUCUUCUGCCCCAGGCCCAGGGUGCUGGGGGUGUCCCUGAGUCAGGUGACCCCCGACCUGGCCAUCAGACCUCAGAGGACAAGAGACUGUCCCCAAACCACAGCCAUGGCCAAUUGGACCUCCUGGUACAGUCCUCCAAGGCUGGGGACUCCAGAGUAACCCCAGAAGCCAACUCCUCAGCCAGGACGGGCAAGCAGGGUCCAGACGAGCGACGACAGACCCUGGGCCACAGCCACCUGGACCUCAUCACAAAGUUUGGCCCAUUCCGGGGCGAGGGUCCUGGGCCCAAUGAUGUCCCCAGACCAAGCCCUGCUCGAAAGGCUGGAGUGGACUCUGGGGAUGAGAAGCGGCUGACUCUGGGCCACAGCAAGCUGGACCUCAUCACCAAGUAUCAUCAAUUGCAGGGCACCAGGCAGGGACCUGAGCCUGGCCUCCUACGGGGCCCCACAGGUGGCCAUCACAAUGGCAAUAGCAACGGCCUGUCUGAGAAUGAGAAACGGUUGACCCUGGGCCACAGCAAACUGGACCUCAUCACUAAGUACAACAAGUCCAAGUUCAAGCUGCUCCGAAGCCGCUUUGAGUCCUAGUCCUGCUCCUAGAAAGGACCUAACUGUCCUCCAUCUACUGAAACUCUAGUUUUGCUCAGGUCCCAGAAUCAUGGGUAGGAGCUUGGGCAGGGGCUGUAUGGGGAGGAGAGGGAAUCUAGAAGCCCAGGUUAGCUAUUCCCUCAGCUCAGGAUUCUUGCCCACACGCACAUGCACACACACAGGGAAACAGAAGCCACGGUUACUUGGCACCUGCCAUUUGUCACUAUGCUGGGCACAUCACAUCAUUACAUCUUAUCCUUCAUCCUCACAACACCCGACAAGAUAGACAUCUAGUAGUUAUACAAUUCUAGGAUCAUAAGUAUUAUCUUCCCUAUAUUAUAAAUAAAUAUGGAGGCUGAGACCCAGCCAGUUUGAUGACUUACUUGGAAUCAGGUCCAGGUAAGUGGCAGGGGCUCAAACCUGUGUCUCUGACUCUUAAUUUCUUAUGACUGUGUUUCUGCAGAGACAGGACACACAAUAUCAACAGUUCACAUGUCCCCAUGCACUUGAAAUCCAUAUACCAUAGAGAUACCUCCAAAUGCCUGCACAAUAUAUACAGCACACUGACAGGAUGCACAGCCACAAACUGCACACCCACCAAUGCAGUCCCUGCAAUAAACCAAAACACUCAGGAUUCUAGUUAUAGGUACUCAGUAAAUGCCAUUCGGCUAAAUAAAUGGCUACAUUCCGUGCACACCAUAGAUCAUUCGGGAUCCAUCGACCAUAAAUAUGCACAUAACCACACACACAAACAAGCGUGCAUGCACCAACCAGUGUCUCUUUGUAAGCUGUGUAUCCAGUCCUAUGCUGUCAUACCAUAAGGCUGACAAAAGCAUCAGAUUCAGUCCCUGGGAGACAAGGAUUAAAUGCAUAAACCAUUGGUGAGCAAGACAGAGCUGUAACUAAUUAAAAGCUAACCAGUGACAGAAGGUGGUAGAGAAAGGAGGGCAAAGAGUAGUGGUGAUGAUGGAGUGGUGAGAAAGUUUCUUAGAAGAGGCAGCUUUUGAGCCAAGCCUUGCAGGGUGGGAAGAAUUUGGACAGAUGGAGGUGAGGGUUAGCAGAACUCCUGGUAGAAGUAACCAGGUGAAGAGAGGCCUGGGAGAGGACUGAGGGAGUGGGUCUGAGAUGAACUGGGGAGGAUGGGGAGGUCGUGGAUACUCAGAGUCUGACACACACACACACACACACACACACACACACACACACACACACCAUUUUGCUGAGUGUCCCUAGAAAUAUAGGCUCCCUCAGAUAGGGUCCUUUUCCUGAGCUUGCCACCUGCCGGGGACUGUAUAUGUGAUACAAAUCAAUAAAAGUGGACAUGCUAUGACCCAGUCGCAGCCUAGUGUAUCCUGAGGAAGGCGUAGUUAUAAAACUGCAGGCUGGGGACUGGGGAAGGGCAUCAUCCAAGGAGGGCUCCCAGAUGGAGGAGAGUGGAUGGCUGCAGACGGCUGGGG
Messenger RNA from Sus scrofa (pig), 5140 nucleotides. It is a transcript of the gene SACK1C, whose product is annotated as family with sequence similarity 83 member C. The record is from RefSeq and is a predicted model, not a curated record. Gene Ontology annotation, molecular function: protein kinase binding. Gene Ontology annotation, biological process: signal transduction. NCBI's taxonomy places the organism in Eukaryota, Metazoa, Chordata, Mammalia, Artiodactyla, Suidae.